UGGGGCUCACAACACUGUUUACAAUAGGACAGCAUGUGGGGAAAAUAAAAAUAAAAUAUUGACGUUCUGUAAUAUGUAUUUUACAAACAAAACGUUAUUCCAAGUUUUUUUAUUUUUAGGUUUGAACUGUGUAGUAUCUUGUUCUAUUCAUAAGAACCUGAAAUACUUUGAGACACUGCAUGCAUCACAGUUCACACACAACAUUGUCAAGAGAGGAUCGAAGCAAAGUGACCAUCCUUAUAAUAAAAUUAGAGAAGUUAUUUUCAAAGCUCAUGGAAGGGAGUUUCGCCUGAUUCUGAAUCAGAAGAAAGGCAUUCUUCACCCCAAGUUCAAGGCAUACACCGUGAAUGGUGAUGGAGAAGAGAUUCCAUUUUUUGUGGACCAUGAAAACUUCUAUGAUGGCCGUUUGUUUGGUGAGGUUUCUUCCGAUGCCAGUAUCCAUUUAGAAGAGGGAAUGAUGACCGGCAUCAUCAAUGCUCCAGAAGAAACAUAUCACAUUGAACCGUCGUGGCGCCACCUGCCAGACGUCGACAACCAGUCGAUGAUCGUGUACCGUGCGUCGGACGUCCACUUCAGCUGGGAGCAGGGCAGCGGGGACACGGACACGUGGCCCCGUACUUGCGCUUACGUCAAGGAGGAUGCGAAUGUCAGCAGUGAUGCAGAUGAAGACGACGUGACGAGGGACAGGAGGCAGGCUGAGCAAUACGAAUACACGCCGACGAAAACAAGAUGCCCGUUGUUGCUGGUGGCAGACUACCGCUUCUACCACGAGAUGGGUGCCAGCAACACCAAAACCACCAUCAACUAUUUGAUCAGCCUGAUAGACAGGGUGCACAAGAUCUACAACGACACGACCUGGCAGGACCGACAGGAGCAGGACGGGUUCAAGGGGAUGGGGUUCGUGAUCAAGAAGAUCGUGGUCCACAGCGAGCCAACCAGGGUGCGCGGCGGCGAGGCGCACUACAACAUGAUACGGGAGAAGUGGGAUGUGCGGAACCUGCUGGAGGUGUUUAGUCGGGAGUACAGCCACAAGGACUUCUGCCUGGCGCACCUCUUCACGGACCUCAAGUUCGAGGGCGGGAUUCUGGGGCUUGCUUACGUCGGUUCCCCGCGCCGCAACUCUGUCGGAGGGAUUUGCACCCCAGAGUACUUCAAGAACGGCUACACGCUGUACCUGAACUCGGGCCUGAGCUCCAGCCGCAACCACUACGGGCAGCGCGUCAUCACCAGGGAGGCAGACCUGGUGACGGCCCACGAGUUCGGCCACAACUGGGGCUCGGAGCACGACCCCGACAUCCCCGAGUGCAGCCCCGGGGCGAGCCAGGGGGGGUCCUACCUCAUGUACACCUACAGCGUCAGCGGCUACGACGUCAACAACAAGCGUUUCUCGCCGUGCAGUCUGCGUUCGAUCAGGAAAGUGCUGCAGGCCAAGUCGGGGCGCUGCUUCUCCGAGCCGGAAGAGUCGUUCUGCGGCAACUUGCGGGUGGAAGGAGACGAGGAGUGCGACGCAGGGCUGCUGGGGACGGAGGACAAUGACUCCUGCUGUGACAAGAACUGCAAGCUGAGGCGUACCCCGGGCACGGUCUGCAGCGACAAGAACUCGCCGUGCUGCCAGAACUGCCAGUUCAUGCCGGUGGGCAUAAAGUGCCGGGACGCGCAGUACGCGACGUGCGAGCAGGAGUCUCGCUGCACGGGGCAGUCCUCCGAGUGCCCGCGCAGCCCGCCCAUGUCGGACGGCACGGGCUGCCUGGAGCGCGGCCAGUGUCGCCGGGGCAAGUGCGUGCCCUACUGCGAGACGCAGGGCCUGCAGAGCUGCAUGUGCGACACCGUUGGCGAUGCGUGCAAGCGGUGUUGUCGCAUGAACUUGAACGACACGUGCUACCCUGUCGAUCCACAGGAUAUCUUGCCUGAUGGAACACCUUGCAUCCAAGGAUUUUGUAAUAAGGGGCUCUGCGAGAAGACGAUCCAGGAUGUCGUGGAAAGGUUCUGGGACAUAAUUGAGGACAUAAACAUCAACAAGGUACUGCUGUUCCUGAGGGACAACAUCGUGGGGACGGUGAUACUGGUGACGGCUCUGAUAUGGAUCCCGGCCAGCUGCGUCAUCAGCUACAUCGACCGGCGGCGGCGUCACUUCCAGGAAGAGAUAGCGAACUGGAGGAACAGUGGUGAGUUCCACAGGUUCAGUGACCGUCGCAACAUCUACAUCCGCGUGCCGAGCAACAGGGCAAACACUCACGCGUCCGUUGCUUCGUGAACCUUCCGUUACCGAUUUACGGUCAUCCAGAUGUUUUUAAAAUUUGUGAAAACAUUAAAAAGCAGACAUCUGUGCCAUUUAUUGUAAGUGAAAAAUGGAUACUAGCAAUACCACUAGUACGCACAGUGUUGCUCA
This is a messenger RNA of Bacillus rossius redtenbacheri, 2389 nucleotides long. RefSeq names its product ADAM 17-like protease (gene Tace). Gene Ontology annotation, molecular function: metalloendopeptidase activity. The transcript is spliced from 13 exons. Gene Ontology annotation, biological process: membrane protein ectodomain proteolysis; Notch signaling pathway. The coding region runs from base 74 to 2254 and encodes 726 amino acids. The record is from RefSeq and is a predicted model, not a curated record. NCBI's taxonomy places the organism in Eukaryota, Metazoa, Arthropoda, Insecta, Phasmatodea, Bacillidae. Gene Ontology annotation, cellular component: plasma membrane.